AUCCAGCGCAAAAGAACCCGUUGAACGAUUCCAUCUCUGGAUCAAAUGACGGGUGUUCACAUAGACCCGAACCGGGCUCCGGUCGCUUUUGGGCGGUUGGCCAUCCCGGAGUUGUUCGCCAUGCUGGAGGAGCCCGACGCCACCAGGAGGCUGCAGGCCCUCGCGUCCCUCUGUGACCUCACCCACGACCCGGAGCGACUUUACCAAGUAGUCAGUGAAGGUUUUCUGGAUCAGUUGGAGGUUCUAUUGAAGGACGAAGAUCCUGCAGUCAGGACCAGAACCUGCGAGCUGCUGCAUCUUACCACCAGCCACAACAUCGCGAGACAAGCCCUUCUGUCCUCGCCCCUUCUGGCCCGUCUGUCUCAGCUGCUGGAUGACCCGUCCCCACUCUGCAGGACACGUGCCCACCGCGUAAUAAAUAGCCUGGCGCUGCUGCCUGCAGGUAGGCAGGGGCACCUUGAUGACAUCACAGAGUCACAGACAACGUUAUUUGACGCUUUUUUGGCAGGCGCUAAAGAGUUGCAGGCUCUGGUUCCCAAGUUGAUGCUGAAGCUGCAGGAGGAGCAGGAGGAAAAGCAGGAGGAGGUGCAAGCCCUGCUGCUGUCCACGCUCAGCUGCUGCUCUCGGCUGGACGCCGGCCCAGCCCUGUCACACCGCGGCGUCACGCUCAUCGGCAAAAAGCUGUCGCAUGCCUGUUCCAACAUCCGGAGGGAGGCGGCUGCAGCCAUGAUGGCGCUCAGUGUUCCAGUGGAGGGCAAACGUCAGGUGUGCGAGGCGGCAGUUCUUCCCGUCCUGGCAGACCUUCUACGGGACCAGGAUGUGAAUGUGCAGGCCAACGCCGCUGGUGCUAUCAUGAACACGGUGGUCAUCACCACAGGUAAGCAUCAAUGUUUGGAACUAGAUGUCCUCCCAGUCCUGCUGCAACUUCUCUCAGAGCGCAGAGGGGAUGUAGAAGAGGAGCAAAGCAGGAAGGCAUUGGUCCUUUACUCCCUAAGAGCUCUCACCUCAUUGGCUGAGGCUCCAGAGGGGCGUCGCCGCCUGCUACUGCAGCUUCCCCUGCUGGUGGGGAGGAGCGAGCUCCCUGAGGAGGAUCCCGACAUUCGUCGUGCUGCUCGGACCGCGAUCAACGUUGUCACUUGGACGCCCUGAUCAAGUGUGGCUAACCACUUUCCAAAAGGAAACACCAAUCACAUUUUGAUCAUUGCUAUUGCUAACGUAGCUUAUGCCACUAAGCUGAUUUUAGCGACUGCUUAAGUGUCCUUCAUAUUGCCAUGGAAACAGUUCAUCAUGAGCCAUGAAACAACAACGUCACAUGAUCAUACACGCCGUUAAUUGCUUAUGCUAAAAUGCCAAGAUAGUGUUAGCUUAUUUAUAGUACCGUGACCUUCCUCAAGUUGCUAUGGAAACAAUAUUUAUCACGAAGAUCAUUUGAGGUCAACUUGUGAACUGAAACCAAGUUACUAACGCACAUCCACAUAUUUUAGCUCAGGUGUAGCAAACCCUGGUCUUACGAGACUCAUCCUCUCGCAGGACCAGGGUUCCCGACUCCAUCUGCUUUAGGUGAAUCACCACAUAUGGACAAUUUUCUUUGCAUCCAAUAAAAGUAUUUCUUUGCCAUCUUUUGUUGAUGAUGCCAUGUAGCACUUUGAGAUUCCUCCGAAUGUAAAGUGCGCUACAAAUAUAAUUUAUUAUUAUUAUUAUUAUUGUAUAUAAAUAAAAGGAGUCUUCUGAUUGGCUGUGAUGAUCCAA
Messenger RNA from Syngnathus typhle (broad-nosed pipefish), 1749 nucleotides. It is a transcript of the gene rsph14, whose product is annotated as radial spoke head 14 homolog. Lineage: Eukaryota; Metazoa; Chordata; Actinopteri; Syngnathiformes; Syngnathidae. The transcript is spliced from 5 exons. The coding region runs from base 46 to 1149 and encodes 367 amino acids. The record is from RefSeq and is a predicted model, not a curated record. Gene Ontology annotation, molecular function: protein binding.